AUCAGUUGAAUUUACGACCACGCAUCGGUCGGUCACACUUGAGCACCAUAUAAAAAAUUUCGUCUGGCGAGGCAAAAGAAAGAGUGAAAAGAAGAAAAUUAAGGGGUUUAUCAAGUAUACCCAGCAAAUUUAGCUUUAACGCACAUUCGAAACUCUUGAAGCAUCUCAGCCUAACCAUGACGUGGGAACCGCAGGCAGAAGGACUGCAGCAGAUCAUAUCGAUCUUGAAAGAAUCUCAGUCACCCGACACAGCGACUCAAAUGGCAGUGCAAAUGAAAUUGGAGGAAUUCAAUCGCUAUCCAGACUUCAACAAUUAUCUGAUCUAUGUGCUGACCAAAUUGAAAACAGAAGAUGAACCCACACGCUCCCUUAGCGGCCUGAUCCUGAAGAACAACAUACGUAUGCAUGGCAGUACCCUGCAACCGGAGAUUGUCGAGUACAUUAAACACGAAUGCCUGCAGGCUGUUGGCGAUGCUUCACCCCUGAUCCGUGCCACCGUUGGCAUCCUGAUCACAACCAUAGCCAGCAAUGGUGGGCUACAGAAUUGGCCACAAUUGCUGCCCUCGCUAUGCGACAUGCUCGACAAUCAGGACUACAAUGUGUGUGAGGGUGCGUUUAGUGCACUGCAAAAGAUUUGCGAAGAUUCCGCUGAGAUUCUGGAUUCGGCAGCACUCAACAGGCCUCUGAAUGUGAUGAUACCAAAGUUCUUGCAGUACUUUAAGCACAACAGCCCCAAGAUUCGCUCGCAUGCCAUCGCGUGCAUCAAUCAAUUCAUUAUCAAUCGAUCGCAGGCGUUGAUGCUGCAUAUUGAUGCAUUCAUUGAGAAUCUGUUCAAUCUGUCGUCUGACGAAGAUCACGAGGUGCGCAAGAAUGUCUGUCAUGGUCUGGUCAUGUUGCUUGAGGUGCGCAUGGAUCGCUUGAUGCCGCACAUGUCGCAGAUUAUCGAGUAUAUGCUGCUGCGGACUCAGGACUCAGAUGAGGGCGUCGCUCUCGAGGCUUCGGAGUUUUGGUUGUCACUUGCCGAGCAAAGUAUUUGCAAAGAUGUGCUUGCUCCUUACCUGCCACAAUUGGCCCCAGUUUUGGUGCGUGGCAUGCGCUACUCGGAAAUUGAUAUUAUACUGCUCAAGGGCAAUGUGGAGGAGGACGAUAUGGUGCCGGAUCGCGAAGAGGAUAUACGUCCGCGUUUCCACAAAUCUCGCACACACACCAUCAAAAGCGGCGAGGCAAAUCAAGCGGCUGGCGGCGAAGAUGAUGACGAUGAGUUCGACGAUGGCCUCGACGAUGAUAGCUCUCUAUCGGAAUGGAACUUGCGCAAAUGUAGCGCUGCCGCCCUUGAUGUGCUGGCCAACGUUUUCCGCGAGGACUCGCUGCCCAUUGUGCUGCCUAUAUUGAAGGACACACUGUUCCAUCAGGAAUGGGUCAUCAAGGAGAGCGGCGUUCUGGCUCUGGGCGCCAUUGCCGAGGGCUGCAUGGAGGGCAUGAUUCCACAUUUGCCCGAAUUGAUACCCUAUCUGAUUAGCUGUUUGUCGGACAAGAAAGCCCUGGUUCGCUCCAUCACCUGUUGGACGCUGUCGCGUUAUGCCAACUGGGUGGUCAAUCAGCCACAUGAUCAAUACCUCAAACCGCUGAUGGAGGAGCUGUUGAAGCGCAUUUUGGACUCAAAUAAGCGUGUCCAGGAGGCAGCGUGCUCGGCAUUUGCCACACUCGAGGAGGAGGCAUGCACCGAACUGGUGCCGUACUUGGAGUACAUAUUGAAAACACUGGUGUUUGCCUUCUCCAAGUAUCAGCACAAGAAUCUGUUGAUUUUGUACGAUGCCGUUGGCACAUUGGCCGAUUCGGUGGGUCAUCAUUUGAAUAAGCCGCAAUAUAUUGAUAUUUUGAUGCCGCCGCUAAUUGAAAAGUGGAAUUUGCUGAAAGACGAUGACAAGGAUCUGUUUCCGCUGCUCGAAUGUCUGUCCAGCAUUGCCACAGCGCUGCAAUCGGGUUUUCUGCCCUACUGCGAUCCCGUCUACAGAAGAUGCAUAUCGCUCAUCGAGCAAACAAUCAACCAGGAAAUGCUCUGCAAGCAGAAUCACACAUUCGAUCAUCCCGAUAAGGAGCGCAUGAUUGUUGCCCUGGAUCUGUUGUCCGGCCUGGCUGAGGGUCUGGAUCGACAUAUCGAGACCCUGGUGGCUAACAGCAACAUUAUGCAUCUGCUUUAUCAGUGCAUGCAGGAUGUGCUGCCCGAGGUGCGUCAAUCAUCGUUUGCUUUGCUGGGCGAUUUGACCAAGGCCUGUUUUCCGCAUGUGCAUCCGUUUAUGGCUGAAUUCUUUCCGAUAUUGGGUCAAAAUUUGAAUCCUGAUUUCAUUUCGGUGUGCAACAAUGCGACUUGGGCCAUUGGCGAGAUUUGCAUGAAAUUGGGUGAGGAAACCAAGCAGUACAUACAUCUUGUACUAACCGAUCUCUUCAUCAUCAUCAAUCGCCCGAAUACACCAAAAACGCUGCUGGAGAAUACAGCAAUAACAAUCGGUCGUCUAGGUUAUGUGUGCCCAGUUGAAGUGGCUCCUUAUUUGCCCGAAUUUGUACGACAGUGGUGCACAUCGCUGCGUCACAUACGAGAUAAUGACGAAAAGGAUUCGGCCUUUAGGGGAAUGUGUCACAUGAUCACUGUAAAUCCAGCUGGCGUAGUGCCCGAUUUCAUAUUCUUCUGCGAUGCGAUUGCCUCAUGGGUUAGUCCGCCCCAGGAUCUGCAUCAGAUGAUCCAAAAGAUCCUCCACGGCUUCAAGACACAAGUGGGAGAGGAGAACUGGCGUCGAUUUGUGGAACAAUUCCCGUCAUCUCUGGCCGAGCGUCUGGUUACCAUGUAUCAAAUCUAAGAGGUGGAAAUAUAAACACAACAACAACAAGAAUAAGAGCAAGAACAACAACAACAACUACAACAUCCACACAUAAGCAAACUUAUUAACUAGACAAUUAUGUUCAAGUAUGCGAGUAAGCGUGUCGUCGUCUUUAAACUUUAGAGUAAGCACAGUAGCAGACCGAUGUUAGACAUAUAUAUAUAUAUAUUAGCUGAUUCGAUGCACAUUCGAAUGUUUCUUAAACUUUACAUUUACAAACAAUUUGAAAAUUCAACUUAUAAAGUCAAACUAUACACAUAUACACACACAAAAACACAAACACAUAUACACCACACACACACACACAUACACAUUUACAUAUAUAUAGAGAUACAUUUAACCGAUGCAAACUAUAGCUAUAUAACGCUGAACUAUUAGGGUUCGUUCUGUUGAAUCUGGAUUUGAAGCAUUGUCUGUCCGUUUCUAUAGAAUCGUAAAGUAGAAUCCAAGUAAAAAUAAUAAUAAUAAUUUACAUGUGUGUUCCGGCCGUACUUAACCGGAUCCAGUGCUAUAUAUGAAUAGAUAACACAAGCCAAAACAAAACCAUAAUACUACAACUAUAUUACAUACUAUAUCUCCACACUAAUAUCCACACACAAAACACACACACUGAAUACCAAUCCAACACACACCAGUUGAAUAUGCUGAUAUAUACUGUGUUUACUUACGGCUAAUUAUUGGUAAUUAUAAUUUCUAAUUUAUAACUGAUAUUGCGGUUCGUCUCGCGUUAACUUUAGUCUGAUAUAAUAGAAUGAAAGUAAUUCAAAGCAAACAAAUCGGUAAUCAAAACAAACAAAAGUCGUUGGGUUUCUUAUUGUGAAAUUUGCAAAUCAAAAUCGUAUCAGAAUCACAUUGAAAAUCAUCGGACCACCAGAAGCAACUAAAACAAAUAUUUUAUAUCAACAAAGACUGAUAAAUCAAAUGAAAAACUCUCCGUUCAAUUCCAUGCAAUGAAUGAAUCAUCAAGCGAAUCAAAGCAAAUUUCACAACAAUAAUAAAGAAACAAAAAGCCCAACACUUUCUAUAAUAAACGAAUAAAAAUCGCGUCUCGGGUUCUAACGGUUUCGCGUUCGCGUAUUAUCGUCGCUCGUUCGUUCGUAUCGUAUAUCGUAAUUCGUAAAUCGUCGGGUAAUAAAACAAACAAAAAAACGUAUAAACAAUAAUAAUAGUGCAACUGUUACUGAUACAAAUUUACUUAUAUAAUGUAUACGAGACAUGAUAUUUAUAUGCUAUACAGAUUAGAUUGUUUUUUUUUUUUUAAAUACUUUUGUUUUUAUAGGUUUUGUUAUAAAUACAACAAAAAGUUUACGAUAAAACAAAUUUAAAUUGAGAUUAGAAUUCCGUUGAAAUAUGCUAUUAUGCUAAAUAAUGUAAUCAUAUUUAUUUUGUGUAAAAUUAUAAAAAUGAAACACAACAAUAACAACAACAACAUAGCAACCCAUUGACUGAUCACUUUUUUAAAGUAUUAUAUAAUUUUGUAUAGGAGCAUGUUUAAUUUUUUUUCCUGACUUUUUGUAUACUUAGUUGUUACCUUUCAUAUUAUUUAUCUUGUUGUUUGUACAGAACAAAUUUUUAACGAUUAGGUGUAAAGGAAAACAAAAGUCUUUGAAAUUGUCGCGGAUCAAACAAAAGAAAAAACAAACUAAACUAAACUAAUAUAUAAAACGUAUAACAAAAAGAAAA
Messenger RNA from Drosophila nasuta, 4559 nucleotides. RefSeq names its product transportin-1-like. Gene Ontology annotation, biological process: protein import into nucleus. The coding region runs from base 177 to 2855 and encodes 892 amino acids. The record is from RefSeq and is a predicted model, not a curated record. Lineage: Eukaryota; Metazoa; Arthropoda; Insecta; Diptera; Drosophilidae. Gene Ontology annotation, molecular function: small GTPase binding. The transcript is spliced from 10 exons.